UCAGUAUUAUCUUAUUCAGAUUUAAAUUUACUUUUCAGAGUUCAAUAGCACUUGGUCCAACAUUUAUCAAUACUUCAUCAAAAAUUGUGUUAACGGUCCCCCAAAAUACCCAUAAAUGGAUUUCUUGGCUUACAGGCUCUUCCUUUGUUUUACAACCAACAAUUCAAUAUAAUACUAUUCGUGGCGAUUUUGAUUUUAUUUUAACUCCAUUUGUUGGUUUUCCUCUUGGUGGUGGAAAUCAAGGAAUGAUUGUAUUAAAUAUUGGAAUUAAUAGGCAUCCAUCUCUUAUACUUUCUUAUGUGAAAAAUAAAUUUGACCAUCCACAAUUUGCUUGCAAUUUAACUAUUUCUCCAGUCCAACCAUCACUUCGGCUUACAUAUCAUUUGAGAUAUCCACAAAAUGAAUUACAUUAUGAAGCAAGCUGCGUUCUUGCUCUUAGUGAAUUUACCCCUUCUCUAUUAAUUGAGAAACGUCUUACAAAAUUUUCAAAGAUUGGUGUUAAUUUACUUUUCUCAUUUCCUUCUUUUAUGCUACAGGCGAGUUUUCGAAUUCGGACAGGAUUAAAUAAUUACGAAUUUCGUGUUAUGCUUUGUGAACAACAAGAGGAUAUUGUUACUUCAUGUUUAUAUGGUAUAAUAUUGCCUGCUGUUUUUUUGAAUGUUUCGAGAUUAUUAUUUAGAAAACAAAUUUCUUGGAUUUUUGAAGUUUUGACAGGAAAUCAAUUAAAUGGAGAUGAAGUGUUAAUUGAAAUAAAAAAAGAACAAGCACAAAAAGCCGUUGAAUUAAUGCGUGCAAAUGCUGAAAAAGUAGCAAACGAAGAAAAACGUAAAAAUGGACUUGUAAUAAUUGAAGCUUUUUAUGGGCAAAUGCAGAAUGAUAGACCUGCUUCGGAAUUAUAUCCUUUACUUGGAGAUAAAGUUGUUGAUGUUACUAUUCCAUUACAGGCAUAUGUACAUGAUUCACAAUUACGUAUUUAUAGUGGAAAGGAUCAAAUGCCUGGAUUCUUUGAUCCUUGCCCAGGCGAACCAAAAAUGUUAAAGGUUCUUUACCGUUUUGGUGGACAUCUGCAUUCUGUCGCUGUUUUAGAAGACCAACCAUUAAUGUUGCCGAUGAAAGCACACAGAGUUUUACAAGAAAAUGAAAAUAAAUAG
Molecule: messenger RNA, 1151 nt
Organism: Meloidogyne enterolobii
Lineage: Eukaryota; Metazoa; Nematoda; Chromadorea; Rhabditida; Meloidogynidae
Source: the annotation of a GenBank genome assembly